Molecule: messenger RNA, 1581 nt
Organism: Caenorhabditis briggsae
Lineage: Eukaryota; Metazoa; Nematoda; Chromadorea; Rhabditida; Rhabditidae
Gene: Cbr-srx-38
Product: Protein CBR-SRX-38
Exons: 11
Coding region: 1-1581 (526 amino acids)
Biological process (GO): G protein-coupled receptor signaling pathway
Cellular component (GO): membrane
Molecular function (GO): G protein-coupled receptor activity
Source: RefSeq, a predicted model, not a curated record
AUGACAAAAGUGACAAAACUCCAAAAACCAUUUGCAAUUCUUACUGUAGGUUUGGCAGUUGCCGAUGGUGUGUUUUCAACAUUGUAUUUGUUUUAUGCUACUCCAAUGGUCUUUCUCCGGAACCAAUUCAUGACCACCUGGUCCCAUGUAUGCGGAUAUAUCCUAAUGAUCUGUUAUGAUUCUUCCACUUGUUUUCAUUUCUUGAUAUCUCUCAACCGUUUCUUAGCAGUUUAUACACCUGUAUUCUACCAUCAAGUGUUCAGUAUCAGAUUUACAAAAUAUAUUGUUCUUGGAACUUAUCUUUUAUCAUUUUCGGUUAUUACACUAUUCUUUCAGAUUUUGGGAUGUGAAAAUUAUUACAAUCCCGAACUCCGCGCAUUUCAAUAUUCCGAUGAAGCGAUUUGUAAAUUCUAUGGGGAAUUUGGAGACUUUUAUCAAGUAUUCACAUUGACACUUACCAGUACGAUUUUGGAUUUUCUAGCUAUUUCAAAAGUCGUCAAAAUCAGAUCGGGUGCUGAUAGAAACUCAAAAGAGUUAAAUUUAUUGAAACAGUCCAUAAGUCAAACACUUUUUGUAUUGGUAACAGUUUGUUCCUUCACUUGGGGACUUCGUUUGUUUCCUGAUCCAGACUACACAUUUGUAUUUUCAUCUAUUCUGUGGUCAUCUGUACAUUUUUUUGAUGGAUUUUUCACAAUAAUUUUCAAUUCUGAUAUUCGAAAGAAAGUUAAACCAGAAAAUCUUUCAAAACUAUUUUGCUCGUCUGUAGGAUUCAUCACAAACUGGAUGAUUGUGGUGCUCAUUUAUCAGACAACAAAACUAAAACAACCGUUUGCAAUUCUUACUGUAGCCCUUGCAGUUAUAGAUGCCACAUUUUCAACUCUCUACUUGUUUUAUGCGACCCCAAUGGUUUUGUUCAACAUUUCAAUUCUCGAAUCCUAUUCUGCCGUAUGUGGUUUUGUUUUGAUGUUAUGUUACAAUGCCGGAACAAUUAUCCAUUUUGUUAUUUCCCUUAACCGAUUUCUAGCUGUUUUCACGCCUAUUUUGUAUCAUAAAAUAUUUAAUGUUUUGUUCACCAAGUACAUCACUCUAUGUGUUUUAAUCUACACUUGCAUUAUUAUCACCUUGUUUUUCGGAAUACUGGGAUGUGAAAACUACUACAAUCCAGCAGUGGUUGCUUUUAGCUAUUCAAGACAACCAAUUUGUUCAGUUUUUGCAUUUUACGGAGAUUUUUGUGAGGUUCUUAUUCUUACUGUAGUCGGUGCUGCUAUGGAUUUGAUCACGAUCUGGAAGGUUCUAAAAAUGCGAAUUAGAACAGAACGCGGCCAGAAAGAUCUGAAUUUUUUGAAACAAUCUUUGAGCCAAACAUUUUUCGUUCUCACAAUUGUGGUCUGUUUCACAUGGGGUCCAAAAUUGACGACUGGAACCGAUGUGACAUUUUUGUUCUCUUCUAUUCUUUGGUCUGCAGUUCAUUGUUUUGACGGAGUAUUCACCCUAAUUUUUAACGGAGAAGUUCGACAGAAACUGAAAACUGGAUCUCAAGUUCGAUCUUCUUUUGUCAGUGGGGCAAAAAGUUUCUUCUAG